Molecule: messenger RNA, 789 nt
Organism: Adineta ricciae
Lineage: Eukaryota; Metazoa; Rotifera; Eurotatoria; Adinetida; Adinetidae
Source: the annotation of a GenBank genome assembly
AUGGCAUUUCCAGUCGAUACAUUUAAAAACAAUCUUUUCGGUCAAUUGAAAUCGUACAGUAAUGCAGUGCAAGGGGUUUUCGAACAACGGAUCGCACGACCGAUACUUGCGCUUAAACGUGAUUUAAGUCGGCCCACUUCAGAAGCGCGUACUACACCAGAUCAUGAUGUUGAGACAUCUUCUCGUGCACGUCAAGGCUCGACAUCAUCUUCUUCACCACUGGAAAUAAUUGAGAUCGAUGCAAGUGGAUCAUUCAAAUCGAUAUUUGACAAAGUAAAAAAUACCUUUUCACCAUCGACAAAACGACGAACAUUGGAUAAUACAACGACGGUGAUAACAGUCGAUGAUGACUCGACAAAACAAGCAAAAGUUUAUAGUAAAGCUUCACGAAAAGCAUUCUUACAAUCUCGCAAAAGUGUUUCAUUUGCUGAUGAUGUGGAUGCGGACAGUGAUAGUGACAGUGACAUUAAUAAUCAAUAUUCUGUUGACGAUCGAAAUACAAUUGUUCAGAAUGCUCGUACACUCGCCGAUCAAAUACUUUUGGACAGUAUUGAUGAAAUUUCAAUGAAUAAAUAUUCUGAAGACGAUUUUAUCGAUGAUUUUCAUCAUACGAUUCGUCCACGACGUAUCUCAUCGAACAAUGUCGAAGAUCUAGUGUAUCAAGACCUAUCCGCAGAAAUCGUUGCUUAUGUAUUAAAACACGCAUUACGGACAAUAAAAAAAGAACAAGAGCAAAUCACAUCAGAGACAGAGCAUACCAAUGAUGAUGAUUUCAUCGAUUUAAAAUAG